AUGUCGGCGGAAGCAAUAAAGGGGAGAGCGGAUGGGGGUAUGCAUAAGAUUAGCAUUGAGUACGUGUGGGCGAACGUGUGUUACUGUGCGCACACUCUACACUGCUCCCAUCCCAGCCACCUCGUUCUCUCCGCCUCUUCUUCCCUCUUUCCUCUUCCUUCGUCUUCUUCUGCAAAAUCGAAUCUCAACACUCUCAAUCUCUCAACCUUUAACACAUUUUCCAUUAUUACUUUUACUAUUAUUUUUUCUAUUCUGAAAGCGGUGCUUGUGUUGCUGCCAAUGUUACCAGCACUGAAAGAGUUUUGAAAUUUUAGUUAGUUGGUGGUCAAACUUUUGUUCUGCGUUUCAUCGAGUAUGGUUUGUUUUGUUGUUUCUUUCAAUUCCUUCAGCCAGAUGAUUAAACAAACAUGACUUUUCCUGAUGGUCGAAACUCUCCCAAGCAAGCCUAGAUGAAAAUAUGAAACCUGUACAUAUGUGUAUCACUAAUAUUUUUCUAUUCUUUGUGGCAACAAGCUUACUGUAGAUCUCUCAAAAUGGUAACAAUUUGUUUGUGUGUUGUAAACUUUAUUAAAUUAGAAACUACUAAUUAAUUUUGUUGAUAGUGAGGUAGAAUAUGGAAAAUGGUAUAUUAUACGUUAGAUUGUGUGCUGAUAGUACCAAAUCAUUACACCAUCUCAAAUAGCCAUGAUAUUGAUUUUGCUACUAAUAUUGGUUUUAGUAACACUAGGCAAUGAGUUGGUAGCUCGUGACCUUGAGGCAGGUUUAUCAUUAUCCUAGUAGAGAGUACAUAAAAUUUGUCUUGUUUUAGAAAACUAUGUUCCUAUCUGCUGGCUGUAGUACAUAUUUAUAUUUUUGUUUAUCAAUGUUGCAUGCAUUUAUAAUCACAUUUUGUUGGGGUGUAGC
Molecule: messenger RNA, 903 nt
Organism: Arachis duranensis
Lineage: Eukaryota; Viridiplantae; Streptophyta; Magnoliopsida; Fabales; Fabaceae
Exons: 4
Coding region: 1-306 (101 amino acids)
Source: RefSeq, a predicted model, not a curated record